GUAACUUUGACUACGGCGUUACACUUCGUUUUUUACACAUUGAAUUUGAUAUACACCCCACGAAAGAUAGAAAUAUUCGCGACACAGGCCGUGUACUACUUUUCUUCAGUUUCUGGACUGUUCAAAAUCGGCACGGUCCUCACAAAACAGCAAGAAAUUUUAUCCACGUUUGAAAUUAUUGACUGCAAGGAAUUUCUUGGCAACUGUUCUGAAACUAAGAAAUAUCUUCAACAAUUUAGAAGAACAUAUUUUCGAUAUUUUCGACUGUAUUUAACGUUCUGUAUGUGUUGUGCUGUCGUAUUUCUUUGUGGUUUGCCCUUAGUGAACUACUUCUUCCGACAUGAGGACCUGAAACUACCUGUAUGCGAAUAUUAUUUCCUGACCGACGAAGUCCGAAAGAACUAUAUUUUCUACUGGUUCGACUACCAAAUACUGGGCCUUAUUGUAACAAUCGUGUAUAAUUCUACUACUCACACGUUUCUGUGUGGGUUAAUAUUAAUGGGAAUAACUCAGUUUAAAAUACUGAAUUUUAAUAUCGCUAGUAUUCGACUUGAUGAAGACAUUGAGAUCAAUAAUCAAGAAGAAAGGGAGCAAGCGUUAAUUAAUAAACUUAACCAAUGUUUGAAACACUACGACAUCAUCCUUAAGUAUUGUGAAAAUGUUCAAAAUAUAGCAGACGUCUUUUUCUUUGUACAAUUCAGUUUGGCGGCCAUAACCAUAUGUUUCUGCAUGUACAUGCUUAUUUUGGAUUUAAGUGACAAGGACAAGGUUUUCACAACAUGUUUCAUAAGCGCCAUGCUACUAGAAAAUUACACGCCUUCCUUUUUAGGAAGUCAUCUUACGGCCGAGAGCGAUAAUCUGCGAAUUGCAGCGUACAGUUGCAAUUGGACACCUCGCUCGCACUCCUUCAAAAAAAGUCUCAUAUUGCUUAUGGAACGAGCACACAGGCCUGUGGUUAUCGUUGCCCUUAAAAUGGUGCCCAUAAAUUUAGAAACCUUUGCUUCGAUGGUAAAAACGGCCUACUCAUUCUUCACUCUGCUAAGUGGCGCACAAGAAUAAAUUCAAGAAAAGUAUUCUAUAGAAAAAUAUUUGGAUGAUACCUAUUUUGCACACUACUAUUAUAUUUUUCACGUACACUAGUAAACUUAAUAGAAGAUGCUACAAAUAUCAGUAAUUAGUUAUUAACCAAAAUAACAGAUAAAAUAUUCUAAAAUAGUUAUAAUUUAUGUUAAUACUUAUUGUCCUAUUCAAGAUUCAUUUUGUGAUAGCAUAACACAAUCUGAUGUAUUAUGUUAUUGAUAAAUAAUGAUAAAGUAAUUAAUAAAUCAGUCAGUUCAGAUUAUUC
This is a messenger RNA of Ostrinia furnacalis (Asian corn borer), 1345 nucleotides long. Its product is annotated as odorant receptor 7a. The record is from RefSeq and is a predicted model, not a curated record. Gene Ontology annotation, biological process: detection of chemical stimulus involved in sensory perception of smell; sensory perception of smell. Bases 283 to 1059 code for a protein of 258 amino acids. Gene Ontology annotation, cellular component: plasma membrane. Gene Ontology annotation, molecular function: olfactory receptor activity; odorant binding. NCBI's taxonomy places the organism in Eukaryota, Metazoa, Arthropoda, Insecta, Lepidoptera, Crambidae. The transcript is spliced from 5 exons.